CCACCUCCGCCUGUCAUCGAUCUGGCGCCAUCUCCGCCACCACCGGCGUCAGACGCAUCGAGUGAUAGUGGACGUCCGGUCGUGACACACUCGUCAAGUCACUUGCUCUCGGCACCAGGAACGUCAGAUGACACGCUGCCGUCGCUCUCGAUGUCGUUGCGGAGAUCGUACUCGCUGUCAAACACCGAUGAGGUGUUCUACCUGCCAGACCCCAAGGCUCUGCCAACUUACGACACCGCCCACCAGGCCAUCGACCGCAAGACUGCCAUUCCGUCCGGCCCGGUAGCGUCAGCCAAGCCGCAGCCACAGCCGAGUGGACAUCGGUCAAUAUCUGCGGACCACAGCCUGGCCGGGACCCGGUCGCGGCUUCACGGUGCGGCCGCGCACUCGCACUCUCACGGACGGAUCCAGCUGGCGAAAGCCAUUCGUGGGGCGCGGGCGUCGUCGACAAGGCCCAAGUUUGUGCGCGAGCUCGAGCGGUUCAUUGCGUCCGAGCUGGCGGCGCUUAAGGAUGCCACCGGGACCGAGGCCGAGCCGGUGUACAUUGCGCGCGAGCGGGUCCAGAUCUUCCGCGAGGUCUUUGCGCUCCUCAUCGAGGAGUUUGACGUCUACAAGUCCCUCCUCGCCACCAUCAAGUCCGAGUACGAGGCGGCACUGAGCACGGUCUCGCGCGAGGUCGACGCCCUGCGCCCGAUGCGUCCGGCGCUCGCCACGCUCAAGCGCGAGACUACCGACGAGGUGGCGCGUCUGCAGGACGAACAUGCCCGGGUGGUGGCCCAGCUCAAGGCCCAGCGGACGGCGAUGCAGGAGCACAUGGCCAAGCAGCGUGCGCAGCUCGAGGCCGAACAGGCAGAAAAGGCCGCCCUCCACGACCGCUUGCUCACCGCGGAGACGCUCACUCAGCACAAGUCUCAGAUGCACAAGCUCCUCUACGAUCGCAUCCAUGCCAAGGACGCAGAGCUCGCAGUGGCGCUCUCGGCGCAUCGCGACAUCUCGGCCAAGUACGCGGCGUCAAAGAAGCGACUCGAGGACGUUCUCUUUGAGUUGCGCCAGACCGAGGAUGACUUGGUCAUCCUCCGCAAGUCGCUGCAGGAGAUGCGGCCGGCGGCCGAGGUGGCGGCGCUAGAAGAAGCUGCCGCCGCCGACGCGGCAACCAUUGCCUCCCUCGAAGCCGCGCUGUCUGCGGCCGAGGAGCAGCUCCGCAUGGCCCGAGCCCAGAGCUCGCGGGCCGAGGCGGCAGCUGCCGGCGGCGGCGAAGCCGGCACCGCUGUUUCCAGCGGACAGGCAACGCCUUUGGGCGAGCGCUCGAUCUCGGGCCCACACGGCUUGCAAGGUGUCUGGGGCCAUAGCGGCUCAGCCGGCGACGUCGACUCUGGUCGGGCCGCGGCGCUGUGGGCGAUUUGGUCGUCAGACUUUGCGCUGCUCUCGCACACCAACCAGCUCGCGCUGCGGCGGAUGGUUGCCGCGGGCGCUAGUGUCGACGAGGUUGUCGCGGUCCUCAUGCAGGGCCUGGUCGAGCUGGAGCGCCGGUCCGGUGUCCGGGCCCGGAUCCCCGAAGCCGAGACCGAUCUCGAUCGGACCGAGCUGGCAGCGCGGAUGCGGCAGUCGCAGCCGGGCGAGUUUCCUGCACCGGGCACCGGGCCGAACGUGCCGACAUAUCGCGCCACCGACGCACCGGUCCCCAACCUGCAGUUUGGCAAGCGCAAGACCGAGGAUAUGAUUGCGGCCAUCUGGGCGGCGCGGGACGAGAGUAAGAGCGGAGUCGACCUCGAGACCUUCCUCACCCAGUGGUCACACAAGCGGUACGGUCCACGAGCGGCGCUCAUGAUGAUCAACCUCGAAGAGGCGUGUCUGGUGUGGUCAGCCGACCCGGACUGCGCACUGUACCUGGCCAUCAUCCACAACGCCGUGCCCGAGUCUGUCCGCCACGAUGAGGCAUCCGAGGUCGACACCGUCAUCGCCCAUCUCCGUGACGCCGACGCUGCCGUCAACGGCGGGCGGGCCAAGGGCAAGCUCCUGCUCACCCAGAUGACUGAUGCCCAGCUCGACGCCCUCGUUGGAGAGCUCAAGUACGGCCUCACCCGCGGCUUUGGCGUCCGCACCGGCAACAACUCUCCGAACCCACCCAUCCGCUACGAGGCCCUCUUUGAGGAUGACAAGUUUGCCUCACAAUCGCCCUUUGCUGAAGAGCUCCGCCACCAGCAUCUCGAGGCAGCGCUCCAGCGCGACACAUCCCCUCCGACCUCACCAUCCACUAACGAUGCCAUCCAGUAG
Messenger RNA from Thecamonas trahens ATCC 50062, 2274 nucleotides. RefSeq lists its product as uncharacterized. Gene Ontology annotation, cellular component: cytoplasm. Bases 151 to 2274 code for a protein of 707 amino acids. The record is from RefSeq and is a predicted model, not a curated record. The transcript has 2 exons. Lineage: Eukaryota; Apusomonadida; Apusomonadidae.